Parnassius apollo (apollo) is the source of this 279-nucleotide messenger RNA. The record is from the annotation of a GenBank genome assembly. Lineage: Eukaryota; Metazoa; Arthropoda; Insecta; Lepidoptera; Papilionidae.
AUGUCAAAUUGGAGAGCAAACAAUGAUCUGCUCGCAGACUUCAUGCACAUUCUUUAUGCGUAUGAUUAUGAUCUGUCAGAGGACAAUGAUUUUGAGCCAGAUAAUGAUGAGGUGGAGGACGUGCGCUCGUCGUCAUCCGAGGCUUAUUCUCCUCCUACACCUGGACGUCGCGAACAGCCCGGUGAUGAUGUGGAAGCAGUCGGAUUCGAGGAAGAGAAUCAUUUCCGUGACACAUCACCAGAAGGUCGUGACAGGUCUCCUAGACCAUACCAGUCAUAA